UCUCGAUGGGAGGAUUGUGAUCUCACGGUUGCGCUGAAAAUUCUAAAAACUGAUAAUGACUAUAAGUUUACUCAAGAGCUAAAAAUCUUAAAUAACAAUAGCAACCAUUCUAAUAUUAUUGGCCUAUAUGGUAUAACUAAAA
Messenger RNA from Dentiscutata erythropus, 142 nucleotides. NCBI's taxonomy places the organism in Eukaryota, Fungi, Glomeromycota, Glomeromycetes, Diversisporales, Gigasporaceae. The record is from the annotation of a GenBank genome assembly.